Molecule: messenger RNA, 1897 nt
Organism: Megalops cyprinoides (Indo-Pacific tarpon)
Lineage: Eukaryota; Metazoa; Chordata; Actinopteri; Elopiformes; Megalopidae
Gene: rmp64
Product: nucleolus and neural progenitor protein
Exons: 9
Coding region: 18-1577 (519 amino acids)
Biological process (GO): positive regulation of Notch signaling pathway
Cellular component (GO): nucleus
Source: RefSeq, a predicted model, not a curated record
GAUUGUGUCUGGAAAACAUGGACCCCGAACCGUGGAAUAGAAUAAACAUUUCCCCACCUGGUGCAAUUUCUUCAAUCCGUAUUCCGUUUAAUAACUCUUCAGACAAGAACAUAACAUGCCUCCUGAAAGAGUCCGACAAAGUCUUGAAGUUACUGCACAGUAAAACCCUACAGACGGAGAUCCGCGUUCUGUACGCGAUACUAUAUGUUUUAAAUAACAGCCUCAGGCAACACGCACCUUUCCGGGCCAUCAAACAGGUUGAGCAAUGCAUAAACCGGCUGAAGGAAAUGAAGUUGGAUGUUGCCUUAAAGGACCUCAAGGAGAUGUGUCCCAAAAAGGCACAAAGGGUGCUGGGAAAGCAGACAGGCCACUGUGAGGUCCCCAGCCAGCCCAUGUUGGAAUGGCUGUGUCUCAAAGUGCUGGGGGCCUGUAAGCUGAUGCUGUGUCUGACACAGCGCUGUUCUCAGGCCUUCCUUCUGACAGGACAGCAUCUUCACUGGGGAGAGUUUGUUGUAUUGAAUGUUGUGCUGACCAGCAUGCUCAGUCGCCUAUGGGUCUUUUCCAAGGGUAUACUGAGGAACCUGGUCCCUUUGUACGAGAAGAUGCUGCCAUUCCUGCAGGAGGUGUCACAGACACAGCCAAUGCCCUUCCUGACAGACUUUGCCCUCCCCACUGACCUGCCAGCGUUCCUAGGGCCAACAUACACGGACCUGGGGGAAAAGGAGCCGCACUGGGUCAGAGCCUCAGCCAAAGUCAAGGGAAUGUUCAGGCCCACACUGCUGAGCAGGUUGUUCAGAGAGGCGGCAGGGAGGAGAGGGGCGAGUAGGAAGCACACGCAGAUGGAGACGUUAGGCAAGAAGACCGAAAAGGUAGACCUGGGGAGUGCAGUUCUGCAGAGGCACCCAGGAGUUAUGGAUCAUUUCUGUGGAUUGGAUAUGAAGGCCAUGCUUAAAAGACCAUAUGGAAACACUAGUCAGGUUGUUUGUGGAGUAUCUUCAGUGCCAGAAAUGCCCAAAAGGAGGUCUUCCUCAAAGGAAGUGGCCGUGAUUGGUGAGAAGAAUAGAUUCUUGAAGCAGGUGGAAGCAGUGUCCUCCUUCAGUGACAUGGCGGCGCAUCUGACACAGAUGAUCGGCUGGUGCAAAGGCAGGAGACUGCGCAGGGAGAGUGGGCGUCUGCGGCUUCUCCACCUCAAGUGCCAAAGGAUAAAGUGCCUGGAAUCACAAGGGUUCAGGGUCAGCAAGAAGCUGAAGGCCUUGAGAAAGGAGAUCUCUGGAGCCCUUUUCCUCAACGGAGGUUGCAGGACCAGACGAUGCUCGUCUCUUUAUGCCGCCUGGAGGAACGCGUAUCGCAGGACACCGUUCAGUAAAAGCCGGAGACGGACCUGUAGACGUGCCAGAAAGGGCAGGAAUAACCAGACCCUGACAGUGGAGAAGGAGGGCUCCCCUGAGAGGGUGACAGGGGGACAGGAUAGUGUAACCAGCAAGAAUACUGAGAGGAAUGGCAGAAGUCACACCCUGAAUCUCACUAUGACAAAUGGGGAUGACAUUGACGAUAUUUUCGCCUCCAUCGGGUUCUGAUCUCCGCAGCCUCAAGUGCUUACAUGAAGCCUUUCUGACAUGAGACAGUGCAAUAAAAGGCGUGUGAGAAAAUAUCAAUGAUUGUUUUUAGUUUUUUACGGAGCAUUCCUGAAUGCAGAAAAAUGAAUUUGUGAUGAAACAGGCUACUCUUACAUUAAUCUCCACGCACUUUUCCUGAUGUUUGCUGAAACCUUUUCUUGGACUGACUGUGAAGCACAUCAAUCAGUACCUAUGAUGAAAAGUGAUCCGUUUUGGUCAGUUGGAGUUGCUUGCACUUAGGAUGAACAGGGGACACUCUUGAACGCGCCAAGUGUCUCCAC